Molecule: messenger RNA, 1650 nt
Organism: Ilyonectria robusta
Lineage: Eukaryota; Fungi; Ascomycota; Sordariomycetes; Hypocreales; Nectriaceae
Product: XRCC4-like factor-domain-containing protein
Exons: 1
Coding region: 1-1650 (549 amino acids)
Biological process (GO): double-strand break repair via nonhomologous end joining
Cellular component (GO): DNA ligase IV complex; nucleus
Molecular function (GO): DNA end binding
Source: RefSeq, a predicted model, not a curated record
AUGUCCCCCACGAAGUCAUGGCGGCCACUGCCGCUACCCUCUUCAUCCGACAUGCCUGUGCUACUCGUGUCUAUCGAUAUCGACACGGCAGCCUACACGGUUCAUGUCACCGACAUGGCGAACAUGUGGACCGAGAGCCUCGAUCGGAAGGCCAUCUGCAUACGGGGCUGGAGUGAGAAUACCAGCAUCGACCCCAGUGAUACGCCGGACAACAUGGUCAAGUUCCUGACUAGUAUCAAAAGCGCCUUGGAUUCAUCGCAGCCGGGGCACGACCAGACGCGUCUACGCUUGAACCGGGCCUCCAAGUCCGAUGCAGGAGAUGAAGGGCUUACUCUGCAGAUUACCUGUGAGCUUCCGGGGCUGCAGCCAUUAACAUGGCCUAUGCAUUUGAAGAAAUCUCCUUCUUCUGCCAUUGCAAAAGACCUUGUCCUCCCUUUGGUCCAAGCCCAUCUCACAAGACACCAGGAGGUGGACUCACUUGUUCGGAUGCUUGACCAGAAAGACGCAGUUCUCAACAAGUUACUGGACAAGCUGGACGCCAUGGGCACAGGAUUGGAGCAUGUGUUCAACCCCCUAUCUGGGAAGAAAAAGGUGUCUAGGACAGCAGCUGCAGACAAGGUUCCCGGUCUCGCCCCAUUCAACCGCCGACGUUGGAAAUCCGAUGUAACAAAGAGUGGUGACGACCCAAGCGACACAGAAUCAUUGGUAAAGGCGGUCUUUGGAGGCGAAGGGCUACACUUUGAACCCGCCAUUGCUAUUGAACAGCCGGCUCAGCUGGAUCAAUGGUGGCAAGACUUCCUUGGUGUAUCAUCUACACCAAGACCAUCUCAAGAAAAGGCCGAUGCGUCCAAAGCGACCACUCCACCACCCGCAGAUGGGUCCCUGGGUGUUGACGACGACGACUUCCAGGUUCAAUCCACCCCACCUGGCCUCACGACGGGACGGAAAUCGACAAUAGCGAAAACAGAACCUCUGCCGGACGAUGUAUCCACGGAGGAGGAACCAGAUUCCCCUGAGCCGGUCAGAAACACCCGGAUUAUCCCCUCUGAGACACGGCAACCGGAGUCCAAGAAACCUGCCUCACGGCUAGGCAUGCUCGGCCGAAAGAAGCAGUCGCCUCCGGCCCGCGCCCCAAGCCCCGUACCAAGCCCUCCAAAGACGCGGGGUGCGAUCCAGAAGGUUGAUGACUCCGAGACAGCGUCUGAGGCGGAGGACGAUGGUGCAACUGCCUCGCUUCCAGAUGACGAUCAACCCCCGUCUUCGCCACCGCCACCGCCAAAGCCCGCGCCAAAGAAAGGCGGCCUUGGUCUGGGGCGCAUUGGUGGUCCCAAAGCCAAGCAGCCUGCAAUGGAACCAGCCGAAACACAUGAACCGGAUGCUGGUGAGACAUCUGCACAACCCGCCACUCGACCCGCCCCCAGAAAAUUGGGCAUGAUUGGGAAGAAGAAAGGAAGUGACACCGGUCCUGUGGUACCGGUGGCAGAUGAAGGUAGGGGUCGCAGUCGGGGCCCAGUGGUUGAGGAAGAACCAUCAAAGGCUACACCUAGGGAAACGUCUCAAGAGAGGGCAGAUCGCAAGCGAGAGGAGCUGAAGAGGGAACUGGAGAAAAAAGCGGCUGCUGGUCCAGUCAAGAAGAAGCGAAAAUUCUAG